CCAUCGGCGGGCAUGCUUUCUUUGAACUAUGAAGACUUGGGGUUGGACAUUGAUGCCAACGACAAUUCGCGGGGAGUGGGGAGCCUUGGAUCUCCCUCGGGUGUACUCGGCGAUGCCAUGCUUGAAAAGAAUGAUGAUGAAAACAAUAUGGACCUCGACAUGAACAACUUGUUAGGAAACGACGAGCUGUUCUUGGACGGUCUUAACAUGAACUUUAUCGAAUCGGGGGCAGACAACGCCGGUUCCAGCGGACAAAUACCCAAUGAUGGGGAAUUUGAUGUUGAUAAUUUCUUGAGUCAAUUUGGGGGGAGUGACUAGCGCGUGUAGAUGUAUGUACAGAUGUACAGAUGUACGGAUGUGCACAUAUAUACAUACAUAUACACAAACACAUACACAUAUACAUACACAUAUACAUGC
Messenger RNA from Spathaspora passalidarum NRRL Y-27907, 417 nucleotides. RefSeq lists its product as uncharacterized. The annotation marks the transcript as partial. The record is from RefSeq and is a predicted model, not a curated record. The transcript has a single exon. NCBI's taxonomy places the organism in Eukaryota, Fungi, Ascomycota, Pichiomycetes, Serinales, Debaryomycetaceae.